Zea mays is the source of this 1026-nucleotide messenger RNA. RefSeq lists its product as uncharacterized. Gene Ontology annotation, biological process: mRNA 5'-splice site recognition; spliceosomal snRNP assembly; mRNA splicing, via spliceosome. The transcript has 5 exons. Gene Ontology annotation, cellular component: U1 snRNP; nucleus. The coding region runs from base 108 to 794 and encodes 228 amino acids. NCBI's taxonomy places the organism in Eukaryota, Viridiplantae, Streptophyta, Magnoliopsida, Poales, Poaceae. Gene Ontology annotation, molecular function: pre-mRNA 5'-splice site binding; zinc ion binding. The record is from RefSeq and is marked provisional.
AUUGGCAAGGGUUUAGGGCGCAGCAGAGUCUGGUGUCUCUUGCUCCGACCCCGUUGGCGACUGAGACGCGAUCCCCUUCUCCUGCACUGCCGUCCUCCGUCGCUGCGAUGCCUCGGUAUUACUGUGACUACUGCGACACCUACCUGACCCAUGACUCGCCAUCUGUCCGGAAACAACAUAAUGCUGGAUACAAACACAAGGCGAAUGUUCGAACCUACUAUCAGCAAUUUGAGGAGCAGCAAACUCAAAGUUUAAUUGAUCAAAGAAUCAAGGAGCAUCUUGGACAAGCUGCAGCUUUCCAAGCAGGUGCCCCUUUCAACCAACAUCUGCUUGCAUUCCCAGGAGCUAUGGCCCGCCCUCGUCUUCCAAUUCUGCCAACCCCUGGCAUGCCUCAUGGGUUUCCUCAAGCACCUGGCGCACCAUUGAUGCCAGGAAUUAGGCCCCCGAUUUUACCAGCUCCAGGUUAUCCUGGUCCUCCACCAACCAUGCAGCAACCAGGCGCCCCACCUGGGUCCAUGCCACAACCGGGCGCUCCACCUGGUUCCAUGCCACAACCAGGCGCUCCACCUGGUUCCAUGCCAAUGCAGAUGGCCCCACUCCCAAGGCCUCCAACGCUACCGCCUCCAACAUCUGGAGUCCCAGGUGCUCCCAUUCCUAACAGUGGAGCACCUCCAGCCAUUUACCAAGCAAAUCCACAAGCAUCUGCAGGUCCAACUUCUGGUGCUCCUCCAGCUCCACCGACUGCUCCACAGCCUGCGUUCUCCUAUGCUCCCCCAUCAGAGGGGAACCACUGAUUCUGUUCCUUAGGCAUGACUUGGGAGGCCAUAUGAAGUAUGUGCAGAAAGGCUGUUCCUUUGGAGGUUGAUGUUGUCAUCUUUUAACUAAGGUCAUUUCUAUCAUCCUGAAUUCAAGAUAUUAUUGAGAAAAUCUUCCAAUUUGUGUGGCUGGGUCUCUGUUGUUCGAUGCAUGUUAACUAUGUUAGUUUUUAUAUAAAUUUCAAUAAAAAGGACGCUUGAAAAAUCAAAA